This is a messenger RNA of Eutrema salsugineum, 276 nucleotides long. Its product is annotated as putative defensin-like protein 231. Gene Ontology annotation, biological process: signal transduction. The transcript is spliced from 2 exons. Lineage: Eukaryota; Viridiplantae; Streptophyta; Magnoliopsida; Brassicales; Brassicaceae. The record is from RefSeq and is a predicted model, not a curated record. Bases 1 to 276 code for a protein of 91 amino acids.
AUGAGAUCUGCUACUUGGUUUAUAGUUUUUUGUGUUCUCAUCUUUCUCGUUCUCAACGAUGGUAAGGAAGUGGAAGCAGCGGAUCCGUGUACAAGAAUAGAAGAUAUCGAAGGAAACUGCAACGUUAACGGAGAGAAAGAAUGCAUGAAAUUCAUGACGAAUAAAUACAAGACAAGAUUUCUUAGUUGCGCAUGUAACAACAUUUACAUGUUACAGAAGACCAAGCGGUUUUGCGAAUGCAAAUAUCCCUGUGGAAAUCAAAACAAUACCCCAUAA